CUCCUGACUUUGGGAGCAGGAGGGCAAACGGCCCCAAGAAACCUCUCCGGCAAUGGGAGCCACCCGCUUGCUGCCCAACCUCACACUGUGCCUGCAGCUGCUGAUUCUCUGCUGUCAAACUCAGGGGGAGAAUCACCCGUCUCCUAAUUUUAACCAGUACGUGAGGGACCAGGGUGCCAUGACUGACCAGCUGAGCCGGCGGCAGAUCCGUGAGUACCAGCUCUACAGCCGGACCAGUGGCAAGCACGUGCAGGUCACCGGACGUCGCAUCUCCGCCACCGCUGAGGACGGCAACAAGUUUGCCAAGCUCAUAGUGGAGACUGACACGUUCGGAAGCCGGGUGCGCAUCAAGGGGGCUGAGAGUGAGAAAUACAUCUGUAUGAAUAAGCGGGGCAAGCUCAUCGGAAAGCCCAGCGGGAAGAGCAAAGACUGCGUGUUCACCGAGAUCGUGCUGGAGAACAAUUACACGGCCUUCCAGAAUGCCCGGCACGAGGGCUGGUUCAUGGCCUUCACACGGCAGGGCCGGCCCCGUCAGGCCUCCCGCAGCCGCCAGAACCAGCGAGAAGCUCACUUCAUCAAGCGCCUCUACCAGGGCCAGCUGCCUUUCCCCAACCACGCCGAGAGGCAGAAGCAGUUCGAGUUCGUGGGCUCGGCGCCCACCCGCCGGACCAAGCGCACGCGGAGGCCGCAGCCCCUGACGUAGUCGGGGACCCGGGGGCCGCCCCUUCCUCUCCGGCUUUCCCAUCCCCUCCCUUCCUAAUCCAAAGACUGGGCUGGGUGUGGGGGCCGGGGAGCCAGGGCCCCCAAGGGGGAUGCGGAGGACCACGGAGCAUCCCAGCCACACACCCCCACCCCACCCCCGCUGGAAAGGGGCAGGACUGCCGCUAACUAGGGCGGCUCCCCGGGGCCCCACGCUAGAGUCUCCCCUGAGGGUGGGCGGGCCCCCGGGAAGGAAGGUAGAAAAGUCAGGCUCCCUGAACCGAAUGGGAAAGUCAGCGGAUUCAAGGCUCCUCAAAUUCUCCUCCCCGCGGCUCCCUCAGUCUGCCCCCAGCCUCCGAAUUCCUCCUGGCCAGACGGUAGGAAGGGACUUUUGUUUUGGUUUCAGAAAAGAAAAAAAAAAGAGGGAGAGAAAAAAAAAAAAGAGGGCUGGCCAUUCUUCACAUUCCACUACCCAGGCCUGCACCCCCAUCCCUCAACUCCCAGCCCCGGAAUAAAACCAUUUUCUUGCAAACAGGUUAUCUGAAGGGGGGCGGGGGAACUGCAAAACUGAACUGGGGACAAACUGGGACAAACUCCUCUCCGAGAGGAGAGGAGGCAA
Molecule: messenger RNA, 1318 nt
Organism: Cervus elaphus (red deer)
Lineage: Eukaryota; Metazoa; Chordata; Mammalia; Artiodactyla; Cervidae
Gene: FGF17
Product: fibroblast growth factor 17
Exons: 5
Coding region: 53-703 (216 amino acids)
Biological process (GO): animal organ morphogenesis; fibroblast growth factor receptor signaling pathway; cell differentiation
Cellular component (GO): cytoplasm
Molecular function (GO): type 1 fibroblast growth factor receptor binding; type 2 fibroblast growth factor receptor binding; growth factor activity
Source: RefSeq, a predicted model, not a curated record